This is a messenger RNA of Arabidopsis thaliana (thale cress), 1972 nucleotides long. Its product is annotated as histidine acid phosphatase family protein. The transcript is spliced from 11 exons. NCBI's taxonomy places the organism in Eukaryota, Viridiplantae, Streptophyta, Magnoliopsida, Brassicales, Brassicaceae. The record is from RefSeq and is marked reviewed. Gene Ontology annotation, molecular function: bisphosphoglycerate 3-phosphatase activity; phosphatase activity. Gene Ontology annotation, cellular component: plasma membrane. The coding region runs from base 239 to 1702 and encodes 487 amino acids.
AGACAGCUAACAGGUUUAAAUCGGUCCAACCGUAAAACCGACUUCAACCGGAACUGAACCAAAAAAUUACAAAAAUCUUGGAGAUCCAAAAGACUUAAACCAAAAGACGUGUGAAGGGUCAACACGUGGCGUGAAAGGAGCAAACUCGUGUGAAUCGAAGCAGUGGAACAGUGGCUUGUGGCUUGAUUAAUCGGAAACUUGAAAGCUUCCUCCUGAAGGAAUUUAGAAAGCGUGAGAGAUGGCGACGAAGACUGUUUGGAUCAUACUGUUGUGUCUAUUUGUUGUUUCCCAGGCAGAUCAGGGUUUCGAUGUUCGUCAUCACCUCUCCACCGUCACCAGAUACUCUACUUCGAAAGAUGUUACCCAAAAUUUGAUUGAAGGGUCGAAUGUUCCUAGUGAGUGUACACCUAUCCACCUUAACCUUGUGGCUAGGCAUGGAACUCGUUCUCCGACCAAGAAACGAUUGCGGGAAUUGGAAAGUUUGGCUGGUAGGUUUAAGGAACUGGUAAGAGAUGCAGAAGCUAGGAAAUUGCCUUCAGACAAAAUUCCUGGAUGGUUGGGACAAUGGAAAUCUCCUUGGGAAGGAAAAGUGAAAGGUGGGGAGCUGAUCAGGCAAGGGGAGGAUGAGUUAUACCAACUGGGAAUUCGGGUUCGGGAACGGUUUCCUAGUUUGUUUGAAGAGGAUUACCAUCCUGAUGUCUAUACAAUAAGAGCUACGCAGAUUCCUAGGGCAUCUGCAAGUGCUGUAGCAUUUGGAAUGGGGUUAUUCAGUGAGAAAGGAAAUCUGGGACCAGGCCGUAAUAGAGCAUUCGCUGUCACUAGCGAAAACCGUGCCAGUGAUACAAAGUUGAGAUUUUUUGAAUGUUGUCAAAACUACAAGAGCUAUAGAAAAGCUAAAGAGCCUGCUGUGGAUAAGCUCAAGGAACCUGUUCUGAAUAAAAUUACAGCUUCCGUUGCAAAGAGAUAUGAUUUAAAAUUCACGAAACAGGACAUUUCUUCUCUCUGGUUUCUGUGCAAGCAGGAAGCAUCAUUGCUUAAUGUAACUAAUCAAAGUUGUGAACUUUUCACGCCAUCAGAGGUUGCUUUGCUGGAAUGGACAGAUGAUUUGGAAGUGUUUCUCCUCAAAGGUUAUGGAAAUUCCUUGAAUUACAAAAUGGGAGUUCCACUUCUAGAAGAUGUUUUGCAUUCAAUGGAAGAAGCUAUCAAGGCCCGGGAAGAAAAGCUCCCACCUGGAAGUUACGAAAAAGCAAGGCUUAGGUUUGCACAUGCCGAAACAAUAGUUCCCUUUUCUUGUCUUCUUGGGCUUUUCCUUGAUGGAUCUGAGUUUGAGAAAAUACAGAAGGAGAAACCUUUGGAACUCCCUCCACAGCCUCCCAAAACCAGGGAUUUUAGAGGCAGCACCAUGGCUCCUUUUGGUGGGAACAACAUUCUUGUCCUAUACAGUUGUCCCGCAGAAUCCUCUCCCAAAUACUUCGUUCAGGUUCUGCACAAUGAGCAUCCUAUUGCAGUGCCAGGUUGUGAUGGAAAAGAUUUCUGUCCUCUUGAAGAUUUCAAGGCCAAAGUGGUAACUCCUCAUCUAAAGCAUGCUUUUGACAACCUUUGCAAUGCUGAUCUAAAUGACCUGAAACAGAAGCCUGCAUCAAGUAAGUUAUCUAUACUGUCAAGUUGGCUGUUUGGGUCAAGCCACGAUACCGAGCUCUAGUUACUACACAGCUCUUCUUACAUACUGGCUGAUUACAGUUUGAACCUGAAAUCACACAGAGCAUUGUUGUCUGUUUUUUUUUUUGUCCCCUUGCCACAUUUGUGUUCUAGUUAGUUCAAUCCGCUAAUCUGAAAUAUUUUGAUUUUGAUCUCUGAAUCUAUUUCCAUACUUGCUUGGUAGAAACUUAAAGCUCUAAAUUUCAGAUCUGGUACAUCGAUCAGUUUAAGGACUUAAAGCUCUAAAUUACACUCUAUGUGUGGAUACAAGCCC